AUGCGAAAACCUGAAGAGGCGAAGAAGGCUAAAAGGUUAUCUCUUAUAUUUAUCACAGAAGGUGUAGUGCCAACUUUGUGGGAUCAACUUGGUCAGAAAGGAAAGCAGGAUAACGUGGUUGAAGGGUAUGUUACUGGAGCUUUGAAGAAUCUUUGUGGCGUUGAUGAUGGCUAUUGGAAAGAGACACUAGAGGGUAGUGGUGUAGACAUAGUUGUGUCCCUUUUGUCAUCUGAUAAUCCUAAUUCUCAAGCAAAUGCUGCCUCUNUGNUGGCUCGUCUAGUACNGUCCUUUGCUGAUAGCAUCCAGAAAAUAUUAAAUUCUGGAGUUGUCAAGUCUCUGAUUCAGCUUUUGGAACAGAAAAAUGGUACAAAUGUUCGUGCUAGUGCAGCAGAUGCUUUGGAAGCUCUUUCAUCAAGAUCCGAUGAGGCUAAGAAAUGUGUUAAAGAUGCAGGAGGUGUUAAUGCUCUCAUUGGNGCCAUUGUUGCCCCAUCGAAAGAGUGUAUGCAGGGAAAACAUGGACAGUCUCUACAAGAACAUGCAACUGGAGCUUUGGCAANUGUGUUUGGUGGGAUGCACCAUUUAAUUAUAUAUCUUGGAGAAGUAUCGCAAUCUCCUCGUCUAACGGAACCAAUUGGUGAUGUACUUGGAGCUCUUGCCUAUGCUCUAAUGAUUUUCAAACAACNNGAGAGUUCUGAGAAGAUAUNUGAUNCAACAGUGAUAGAGAGCAUUUUGGUNAAGUUACUNAAGCCUCGUGACACAAAGUUAAUCCANGAGCGGAUCUUGGAGGCUAUGGCGAGCUUGUACGGAAACAGUAGUNUAUCGUGUUCNCUAGAUNAUGCAGAAGCUAAGAGNGUCCUUAUUGCUCUCAUAACUAUGGCUUCNACUGAUNUACGAGAGCAUCUUAUAAUUUGNUUGUCUCGGUUANGCGAUGACNAGGUUGGAAUUUGGGAGGCAGUUGGAAAGAGAGAAGGAAUCCAACUAUUUAUAUCAUUCCUAGGUUUGUCUAGUGAGCAACACCAAGAGUAUGCUGUUGAAAUGUUGGAAAUUUUGACAGCCCAGGUCGAUGAUAGUAAAUGGGCUNUAACCGCAGCCGGGGGGAUUCCCCCACUUGUCCAGUUAGUCGAGACUGGAUCUCAGAAGGCCAAGGGAGAUGCUGCCCUCAUCCUCUGGAAUUUGAGCUGUCACAGAGAUAAUCCAGCUUGCAAGGUUCAUGUGAUAAAAGUAUUGGGUCAUGUGCUCUCAAAAGCUUCACAAGAGGAUCUUAUUCAUAGAGGAUGUGCCGCUAACAAAGGACUGAGGUCCCUUGUCCAGUCCCUUACCUCUUCCAAGGAAGAAACAAAGGAGCAUACAGCUUCAGUUUUAGCUGAUCUAUUCAGCUCAAGACAAGAUAUCUGCGAUCAUCUUGCGACUGAUGACAUUAUUAACCCCUGGAUCAAGCUCCUCACAAACAACACUCAGAAUGUGGCGAAACAGGUGGCUAGGGCUUUGGACGCACUGUCCCGNCCGGUUAAGAAGAAUUCUAAUAAGAAGAAGUCUUACAUUGCAGAAGGAGAUAUUAAGUCACUCAUAAAAUUGGCUAAGGACUCUUCAAUUGAGUCUGCAGAAAUUGCAGUUUCUGCCCUGGCAAAUCUUCUGUCUGAUCUGGACAUCGCUGCAGAAGCACUAGCUGAAGAUGUUGUUUCUGCUUUCACAAGAAUUUUGGCUGAUGGAUCUCCAACGGGUAAGAGAAAUGCAUCACGGGCACUUCAUCAGUUACUUAAGAACUUUUCAGUUUUGAUGUGCUAA
Molecule: messenger RNA, 1785 nt
Organism: Arabis nemorensis
Lineage: Eukaryota; Viridiplantae; Streptophyta; Magnoliopsida; Brassicales; Brassicaceae
Source: the annotation of a GenBank genome assembly